CUGUGUUGUUUGGUUUCGCGCUCGCAUGGCCAACCCCUGAUUGCAGCCAUCGAUUGCCAGCAGGCUCUCUAUGGGAUGUUCGCAAAGCGGCGCACAUCAACCGGCAGACAAGAGGAAGGAGGUCCCGACAGAGGACCUGGUCCAACUGGUUCAUUUCGCUAGCUGGAUGCUACAUGAAGGCUACACGCGAGAUCUCGUCUUCGUGUUGCUGCUCAUUGCAGGUGCUCGAAACACCAUCAGCUCCGCCCUGAUGACUCGCUUCGGGAACGCCUUCCGCCAAGCGCGGGACGAGGUUGCGCCAACGGUCAAGGAUGUCGCGCUGGAAGGGGAUGGUUCUCAUCCAGACGUCCAACGUUUUGAGGCGUUCAGGGACAUGGCACAGAGUCAGCUGCUACGCACCUGGCGGAAGUACCGGAAAGCGGGCGGAGAAAAGAACUUCCACCGGCUGCGGGUAGAACAGCCCAAGAGCAGGGCACAAUCCAGGGAGUUCAAGGAUAAGGAGCUUCAAAAGAUGAGGUCAAGUGCCAGCGUGGUGGAAUCCAUUCUGGGACGAGAUGGGCAUGAAUUCUCGGAUGUUGAGGGCAUUACAGUCGACGAGGAGAGCGUGAUUUGCAGCUUCGAAGAGGCGCAUACUCCCGCUGAGCGUGUCAUUACUUCCCUGCCAAUCAUAAUUCAAGUUGUGCACAACGUAGAGGUUUCACUUUCAUCAGUUCUGUCAGCUACAGAGGAUCUACUGGGAACGGAGCCCUUGCAUCUUCCUGGUGAAGUUGAGCGCUGCCAGUAUUGUAUCCCUGCUGGCGGCUGCGCGUAUUCCACAGAAAGCCCGGGCUCUGUAUGUCUUCCGUUCCAGGCAUACGGCGUCCGGCUGCUGGAUGGGAUGUGUCGAGGAAAGCCCGGAGCGACACCAGACGUGUUGAAAGAUGAGCUGGGAGAUCCGGCCAAGCCGAUCAAAGUUCUCAGCACCAAUAGCAAGUCUGGGGAGAUGUUCUUUAUCUCCCACUCCGGGAAGUUCAUUGUGAAGAGCAUUUCCGAUGCAGAGGGCAAAGGCUUAGAGGGAAUCCUUCCAAGCUACGUGAAUCACCUUGCUGGCGCGGAGGGCUCCAUUCUGGGCCUUUACGUGGGCUUGUACCGCAUAGAUAUGGGCUUUGGGCUGGGCCAGCGGUACUUCACGAUUAUGCGCUCGGUGUUUGAUUCGCCAGUGCAGAUGAGCACCAUGUAUGACCUGAAAGGGUCCACUCACAAUAGAAAGGUGAAGGACCCGAAAGAAAGGGUGCGAAAGGACGAAGAUUGGAUCUCGGACGCGUGCCGCGUGAAGGUGUCCGCUCAAGAUGCCGAGCGGCUGGAGAGGAUGCACAAGAGGGAUACAGCCUUUCUCAGUGAGUUCUCAAUCAUCGACUUCUCCGUGCUCAUAGGCGUUGCAAAGAUCGAGGACGAGAGCGAGAUUCCUGCGCAUGCCUGGCGGAGUAUGGAGGACACUUCCCAGUGCUAUUUCAUCGGCAUUGUGGACGUGCUGAUCGAGUAUGGCCUGCGCAAGCGCCUGGAGCAUUUGUUGCACACCGUGAAGGGUGUGGGGCACAAAGCCAGCGUCACUGACCCGGUCAGCUACGCCAAGCGGCAGCGCAAGUUCUUCCGGGACCAUGUCCUUCCCAGAUAUGACGACUACUCGCCGGAGAUGAGCCUUUUCCACGUGAAUGCGGAGAAUGUGAGGAGCCCGGGUCCAGAAUUUUCCCAGGUCGCAGUCCGUCACCGCCACCAUUGACAUGUUCCGCCCCCCGGCGCGCACCGGCUCGGCGCCCGCCACGUCUGAAGUCGAAAGGGCGGAGGCGCUGACCGCGGGGAAGACGUUUUAGAGCUCUGUCCGUCGGCCCGUGCUGCGCUGAUCUCGAUCCUUUUGCCAGAAAGACGCCAUCCCUUUGAAAAGGGGAGGGCGAAUUGCAGGCAAAGGCGUGCAGGACGCUUCGCGCAAUGUGCGCCGAAGCGCCGGGUGUGCGAAACCCGGGCCUUUCUCACCUGACUGAGGCGCGCCUUCCGGAGGGAGGCAAGGUCUUCGAUCCAGCGGGGCGCGCCGCUUUUUUUUUGCCCGUGGACUGAACUCCUUGGUUUGAUGGAUCCUUCCGGUCGAUACCGGCGGGAGCAGCUGCGCUUUUUUUCUUUUCAGUCGACGGGCACCGGCGGGCCACGAGUUUGUCCUAGAGUCCUGGCCAGAGUGCCAGCGGCAGGAGGCUAGAAGCAGGGUUUUCGACAUGGAAUGUAUG
This is a messenger RNA of Effrenium voratum, 2255 nucleotides long. The record is from the annotation of a GenBank genome assembly. NCBI's taxonomy places the organism in Eukaryota, Dinophyceae, Suessiales, Symbiodiniaceae.